AUGCAACUUGGCGGCACAGCGCUUACUCUAGCACUUGCCGGAUGCGUCUUCCAGAACGUCGGCUUCAACCUGUUGAAGGACGCGAUUGGAAACUCCGGCUUCAGUGAUGAAGAGAUUCGCCAGGCCUUAGCAGGCGUUGACUCGCGAGUGUGGGAUGAGGCAGACGCGGAUGUCAUGACGGUGGCUGUCGAAGCGGUGACUAAGGUCAUCGCUAGACUUUUCUACAUUGUACUUGCAGCGGGGGCCAUGGCAUUCUUGUGCGGGUGUCUGAUGCCUUGGAGGAAAUUGGACUUCGGAAAGGCUCCAGUCAAAGGGAGCGACACUGAGGCGGAGCCUGAGGAGAAGUAG
Molecule: messenger RNA, 348 nt
Organism: Phaeoacremonium minimum UCRPA7
Lineage: Eukaryota; Fungi; Ascomycota; Sordariomycetes; Togniniales; Togniniaceae
Product: putative efflux pump antibiotic resistance protein
Exons: 1
Coding region: 1-348 (115 amino acids)
Source: RefSeq, a predicted model, not a curated record